AUCCUCGGGUGGGGGAUGGGUGAGAGUUCCCGCAAGCCGCCCCCUGAUUGGUCCGAGCGCAGAUUCGAAGUAGCAAGGCGCGCUCUGAUUGGCUGCGUGGACUCCCACGAGGGGUCGCAUGCAGAAGAUUUGCGAAAGGGUUUAUUGUUUCUUCGCUCUCGGAGCCCAAACUGUUUCUAUCCGCUCACUACUACAAUCAACCCAGGACACGGAAAAAUGGCUGGAGGCAAAGCAGGAAAGGACAGCGGCAAAGCCAAGGCCAAGGCGGUGUCCCGCUCCCAGAGGGCUGGCCUGCAGUUCCCAGUGGGCCGUAUCCACAGACACUUGAAGACUCGCACGACCAGCCACGGCCGCGUCGGAGCCACGGCGGCCGUGUACAGCGCCGCCAUCCUCGAGUACCUCACCGCCGAAGUACUAGAGUUGGCGGGAAACGCCUCCAAAGACUUGAAGGUGAAGCGUAUCACCCCUCGCCACUUGCAGCUGGCCAUCCGUGGUGACGAGGAGUUGGACUCCCUUAUCAAGGCAACGAUCGCUGGAGGAGGUGUCAUUCCCCACAUCCACAAAUCCCUCAUCGGGAAGAAGGGCCAGCAGAAGACUGCAUAGAUCCGGCGCUGAGCAGAAAUUUCGGGGGAUUGGGCUUUGAACGGACCAGGAGUUCACAGUUGUUCUUUUUUAUUAUUAUUAUAGCAAACCAAGAGUGAUUGUUAGACUUUGUGUUGUUCUAUUUUCCCAUAACUAGAAAAAGCGUACAUCCAACCCUUAACGGCAGUAAACCCUUUGUAUGUCACUGUAGAACGUUUGACUGGGGAGUUCAUGAUUCUUUGAAUUUGUUUGAUUGGCCUGGGACUCUGUAAUGUUUUAUACUGAAAAAAGAAAUUGUUAAAACCAUUUUUUAUAUAAAAAAAAAACUUGUUUUGUGGUUAUUUUCUUGAAGUUACAAUAUUUACUAUAACGUGUUUUUAAAGAAUAUGACUUUUUUGGGACUCAAACAAGGUAACAGCAGCUGGACGUGAGACGGUGCUUCUGAUUGUUCUGUUCCCUUCGGACUUACUGUAAUUUGUUCAACUGCACAAGAACGCUGAUGUAUUAAACUGACUUUUUUACACCACAAGCCAAUGUCCGAAGCUCUUCCUGUGGCGCCGGGCGGCAGUGUCUCGUGUUCAUGUUUACAGCUCUUAGCAGGAAGGAAAACAGUAAAACUUGAAAGUGUGUGUUGGUGCGGCGGGUUCGUCCCGCCGUGCGUCCACCACAUGUCACUGACAGGUAUCCUCUAGCCGGGCGGCGCUCACGCUGCAUGUCAGCCUCACCAGUUGUUACCUUUUCUCAGCAGGAGUGUGUGACGUGUCCCUGCAGAAACAUCCAGACGUGUUUGAGCCUUUUUUGAAAGCUGUUGUGUUCAGGGAAAUGGCUUUGCGUAUUUUAUCUUUGAAUAAAUAACCUUGGCACGAUC
Messenger RNA from Salarias fasciatus (jewelled blenny), 1450 nucleotides. RefSeq names its product histone H2A.V. Gene Ontology annotation, molecular function: protein heterodimerization activity; DNA binding; structural constituent of chromatin. NCBI's taxonomy places the organism in Eukaryota, Metazoa, Chordata, Actinopteri, Blenniiformes, Blenniidae. The transcript is spliced from 5 exons. Gene Ontology annotation, cellular component: nucleosome. Bases 16 to 603 code for a protein of 195 amino acids. The record is from RefSeq and is a predicted model, not a curated record.